UUAACAAGUCUGGUGGUCGAAACCACCAUUCGAGUGAGCCGAGUCUGCUCGGGAAAGCUAAAUGAUAUACAACCUUAAUCUUGUCUAUCCUGUGGCCGUUAGGUUCCCGCUCGUUUUCUCCCUUUUCUCUGAUAGUCUAUCAAAACAAAGAGUUCUCGAAUCUUGUUUGGGCUUCAAACCCUAACUAUGCAAAGCACAGGGGUUCUCACCUUUCCAACAAUCCCCUCUUCUCUAUGCGUUAAGCAUCAUCAAUCUUCCAAAUCUCGCACUUACAAGGUACGUUAUAGAACUACUACAGUAAUUUCAUCAUCAUCUUCUCCGUCGUCAUCUUCUACUACCAAUACUACUACUACUAAUGAAGAACAGAAUCAAAGAAAAUUUAUUUAUAGUAGAGCUUCACCAUCAACAAGAUGGCCUCACUUAAACCUCACAGAUGAAAACCCUAAAAAAAUAUUUCAAAAUACCCAAAGCCAAUCUAUAACGUUACCUCCUUCAAAUCAAGAAUCGAUUGAAGAUAACGAUGAUUUAGAGAAAGAAUCACAAACACAGGCAGUGAAUUUGUUGGAUAUGAAUGAUGAAUCACUUGAAGCAUUAGGAAGACCUAGCAGAACUAGGGCAAAAAAAAUGACAAAGUUAGCUCUUAAAAGGGCAAAAGAUUGGAGACAAAGGGUGCAGAUUUUAACGGAUAAGAUUCUUCGGUUACAACCUGAUGAAUUUGUUGCGGAUGUACUGGAUGAUAGGAUUGUUCAAAUGUCUCCUACUGAUUAUUGCUUCGUUGUGAAAUGGGUAGGGCAGGUAAGUUGGAAUCGAGCUUUGGAGAUUUAUGAAUGGUUGAGUCUUCGCCAUUGGUAUUCUCCAAAUGCUCGAAUGCUUGCCACUAUGUUAUCUGUUCUUGGAAAGGCGAAUCAAGAGAGUUUAGCUGUAGAAUUAUUUACCAGGGCAGAGUCUGGAGUUGGAAAUACUAUUCAAGUUUAUAAUGCAAUGAUGGGUGUUUACUCGCGUAAAGGUCAGUUCUCUAAGGUCCAAGAACUGCUAAAAUUAAUGAAGGAACGGGGUUGCGAGCCGGAUCUUGUGAGUUUCAACACUCUGAUAAAUGCCCGGGCAAAGUCGGGUUCUAUGUUGCCUGGAUCAGCAAUUGAACUUCUUAAUGAGGUUAGGAGAUCAGGUCUACGGCCAGAUAUAAUUACUUAUAACACUUUGAUCAGUGCUUGUUCUCGUGGGUCAAAUUUAGAAGAGGCAGUGAAAAUUUACAAUGAUUUGGAGGCUUCGUACUGCCAACCUGAUCUUUGGACUUAUAACGCGAUGAUCUCAGUUUAUGGCCGAUUUGAAAUGGCUAGAGAGGCAGAGCAGCUGUUUAAGGAACUUGAGUCAAAAGGUUUUUUUGCGGAUGCUGUUACUUAUAAUUCUUUUGUAUACGCGUUUGCUAGAGAGGGGAAUGUUGGAAAAGUGAGAGAGAUUUGUGAACAGAUGGUAGAAGCAGGGUUUGCUAAAGAUGAGAUGACAUAUAACACCAUUAUCCACAUGUAUGGAAAGUGGGGCCAGCAUGACUUGGCAUAUCAGACAUACAAGGAUAUGAAAUUAUCAAGAUGUAAUCCCGAUGCAGUUACUUACACUGUGCUGAUUGAUUCACUUGGUAAAGCAAAUAGGGUUUCAGAGGCAGCGGAUGUGAUGUCCGAGAUGUUACAUACAGGAGUUAAACCAACUUUGCGGACUUUUAGCGCUUUAAUUUGUGGGUACGCCAAGGCUGGUAUGCGGGUUGAGGCUGGAGAGACAUUUGGUUGUAUGGUUAGGUCUGGAAUUAAACCUGACCAUCUGGCAUACUCUGUCAUGAUGGAUGUUUUGUUUAGGUUUAGUGAGACGAAGAAGGGUAUGGAAUUGUAUGAGCAGAUGGUCCGUGAUGGAUCAAAGCCAGAUCAAGGCCUCUAUGAGGUCAUGAUCCAAGCUCUAAUGAAGGAGAACAACGAAGACGAGGUUGAGAGGGUGGUGAGAGACAUGGAAGAGGUAUGUGGAAUGAGCCCAGAGAUUAUUUCUUCUCUUCUUAUAAAAGGGGAAUGUCAUGAAUAUGCUGCUAAAAUGUUGAGAUUGGCUGUUAGUCAGGGAUAUGAACCAGAUAGUGAGACAUUGUUAUCUGUUUUGGUUUCUUCUUGCUCCUCAGGCAGGAGUCAAGAAGCUCAUGCGUUACUUGAUACUCUAAAGGGUUUUGCUCCCAGAUUUGAUCAUGUGAUAACUGAAGCUUCAAUUCUAAUACUCUGCAAGGAUAACCAAUUGGAUGCGGCACUGGAAGAAUACAACAAAACAAGGUUUGGUGUGUUUAAUGGGGUUUGUUCUGUUUACGAAUCUCUAAUUCAGUCCUGUGUAGGUUCAGAAUCCUUUGCCCAGGGUUCACAGAUAUAUAGCGACAUGAAAUACUAUGGUGUGGAACCUUCGCAAAAUCUUUAUCGGAGUUUAGUGCAUACGUACUGUAAGUUGGGCUUCCCUGAAACAGCUCACCAUUUAGUUGAUCAGGCUGAAAGUCUUGGGAUUGUAUUUGAUGAACUCUCCGUGUAUGUUGAAUUGAUUGAGACAUAUGGAGAGUUGAAUUUAUGCCCAAGGGCAGAAAGCUUGGUAGGAAGACUUAGACUGAACAAGUCCAGCGUUGAUCGGAAAAUCUGGAAUGCACUUAUACAUGCUUAUGCUACUAAUGGUCUCUAUGAGCAAGCUAGGGCUGUGUUUAGUACGAUGAUGAGAGAUGGUCCUUCUCCUACAUUAGAAACUAUUAACGGUCUCAUGCAAGCUUUGAUCGUAGAUGGGAGGUUAGACGAGCUCUAUGUGGUCAUCCAAGAGUUGCAAGAUAUGGGUUUUAAGAUAUCUAAAAGUUCCAUUCUUAUGAUGCUUGAUGCCUUCGCAAGAGCAGGAAAUAUAUUUGAGGUAAAAAAGAUAUACAGUGGAAUGAAGGCAGCUGGAUAUUUACCAACCAUGCAUCUUUAUAGGAGUAUGAUAGGGUUGUUGUCUCGAGGAAAACAAGUUAGGGAUGUUGAGGUGAUGGUCAUGGAGAUGGAAGAAGCUGGAUUCAAGGCUGAUCUUUCAAUCCUCAACUCCCUGCUUAGAAUGUAUACCGCGAUCGGGGACUUCAAGAAGGCAAGUAAAGUAUACCAAACUAUUCAGGAAGCAGGAUUUAAACCUGACGAGGAUACUUACAAUACAUUAAUAUUGAUGUACUCGAGAGAUCUUCGACCAGGAGAAGGAUUAUCUCUGUUGGAAAAUAUGGAACGACAAGGAUUGAGUCCUAAGAUGGAUACCUAUAAAAGCCUAAUUUCAGCAUGUGGUAAGCAGCAACUAUGGGAACAAGCAGAAAAUCUUUUUGAACAGGUGCGAUCAAGAGGAUGCAAAUUGGAUCGGUCAAUGUAUCAUAUGAUGAUGAAGAUAUACAGGGAUUCUGCCAACCAUUUAAAGGCUGAAAGUUUACUAGUACAAAUGAAAGAGAAUGGUGUAGAACCUACCAUUGCCACUAUGCACUUGCUUAUGGUCUCAUAUAGCAGUGCAGGACAACCUAAGGAGGCUGAAAAUGUGCUUGAGAGUUUGAAAACUUUGAAUCUGGAUCUGAGCACAUUACCCUACAGUUCCGUUAUUGAUGCAUAUUUCAAGAAUGGGGACUAUAACUUGGGUAUUCAAAAGCUAUAUGAGAUGAAGAAGGAUGGUCUAGAACCAGAUAAUAGAAUAUGGACUUGCUUCAUCAGAGCUGCUAGUUUAUCUCAGCGAACAAGUGAAGCCAUGGUCAUCCUAAAUUCACUAGCUGAUACUGGGUUUGAUCUCCCAAUUAGGCUUCUAACAGGAAAACAGGAGACUUUAGUUGUGGAAAUGGACAAUCUACUCGAGCAGUUAGGUCCAUUGGAUGAUAAUGCUGCAUUUAACUUUGUGAAUGCAGUAGAGGAUCUGUUGUGGGCAUUUGAGCGUCGAGCCACCGCUUCAUGGGUUUUACAACUGGCAAUCAAAAAAAAAGUUUAUCGCCAUGACAUUUUCAGGGUUUCUGACAAGGACUGGGGAGCUGAUUUCCGAAAGCUAUCCCCUGGUGCUGCUCUAGUUGGUCUUACGUUAUGGCUGGACCACAUGCAGGAUGCAUCUUUACAAGGUUCCCCUGAAUCCCCGAAAUCAGUUGUUUUGAUAACAGGGACUGCGGAAUACAAUAUGGUUUCACUAAACAACACAUUGAAGGCAUACCUUUGGGAGAUUGGCUCCCCAUUCCUUCCUUGUAAAACUCGGAGUGGACUCCUUGUAGCAAAAGCCCAUUCCCUUCGAAUGUGGCUGAAGGACUCUCCAUUUUGCUUCGACCUUGAGUUGAAAGAUGCCCCAUCUCUCCCCGAGUCAAAUUCAAUGCAGCUUAAUGAGGGAUAUUUUAUGAGGACUGGCCUUGUUCCCGUUCUCAAGGAAAUAAAUGAACGAUUGGGGGAAGUUAGACCAAAGAAAUUUUCAAGGUUGGCGUUAUUGUCAGAGGAUAGGAGGGAAAAAGCUAUUCAAGCUGAUAUCGAUGGUAGAAGAGAAAAGCUAGAAAAGAUGAAAGCAAAAAGAGGUUUUGUGAGCCCAAGUAAGAAAUCCAGUUCCCCGAGGAAAGUCACUAGGGGAAAAGUGCCAAGCAAUGGUAAUAUUAGAUUAACUAAGAAGAGAGAGUAAAACUGCCACAUGAAGAUGGCUUAUCAAAUAGCUUGGGUCUUGGAGUUUUUACGAAGACUGGAGGAUGGCUUUAUUUCCAGUCGGUGUAAUAAAGAUAUAGCAAGGACAUCACAUCAUCUCUUGCAUUACCAACCAGAAUAUCAUCUGCCUCAUCAGUCACUAAAGCCAUUCUUUUUGCAGAGACUAAGGUGGAAUAUCACUGAGCUGGUUCAGAGCAUUGACGAAGCAAGCAUCACAGCAUAAAGAUCUUUGGUAUAUCGUUCAGAUUUGAGUUCUUAGCGCAAAAUUGAUGGAAUUUCACAAAUGUUUCUGAAGUAAGAGUCUGCAGUGCGCCUCCUCAUCUUAUAUGCAUAGUCUAUGGACGCAAAAUGGCUGUUAGGGUUUAUGUGUGUGCAGAUAAAUUUUUGAUGUGGGCGUUCUUUGAUGAGGGCAUGAGGGACAAAUCAGGAGUUGACAUGUGUUUUCCAUAUUAAUUGAUUUCAACUAAUUUUGCUUCCAAAAAUACAAGACAAGUUUAUUUUUUGAGAAAAUAUUGGUUAUCUUAAUUGCUUAUAUUUUAUCUUUGAUAUUUUUGGAAGCAAAAUUAGUUGGAAUCAAUUAAUAUGAAAAACACAUGUCAACUCCUGAUUUGUCCCUCAUGCCCCCAUCAAAGAACGCCCACAUCAAAAAUUUAUCCAAUACAGACUCAAUUGGCGAAGCAUUUUGUAGGUUCUUGCUUGCUGCUCACUCCAGGAUUUAUCACAAAAGAGGAUGGAGAUCCAUCUUCACCAACAUAUCAGCAUUCAACCUGUUGGCUUGCAGAACAAAUAAGUUAUAUUUGUCAGAGACAAGCAUUACAUUACUUCUCAUAGCUUCAAAUCUUUGGUAAAUUAUUAUGCAAACACAUGCCGAGUUGGAUCAUAGAAAUUGAAUGAGUGUAACACGUGUUUUGUCAAUUACCUUUAUUACGUCUGAAUUUUACCAGGUAUCCCCAUGCCAUAGAAUGCAGUGAAAGUGACUAUAUAAAGUAUAAAGCAUUCUACUUACACUUGGGUAAACAAUGUAAAUUACUGUAUACUACUUACACUUUGGUAAACAAUGUAAAUUACUGUGUACGGGUAAUCAAAUUUUGUAUUGAAUGGCUCAAUGGAAAAAAUGUAUUAUAGAUA
Papaver somniferum (opium poppy) is the source of this 5795-nucleotide messenger RNA. Its product is annotated as pentatricopeptide repeat-containing protein At3g18110, chloroplastic-like. NCBI's taxonomy places the organism in Eukaryota, Viridiplantae, Streptophyta, Magnoliopsida, Ranunculales, Papaveraceae. Gene Ontology annotation, molecular function: protein binding. The transcript has 5 exons. Bases 187 to 4647 code for a protein of 1486 amino acids. The record is from RefSeq and is a predicted model, not a curated record.